AUGCCCAGUCGUUUUAGACUACGUGAGAGAUUACAUGUCGGGAGAAGCCGUGACAGGAGAGGCGGAAGCGAUCAAGAAUCUACGUCGCGCACACCUGAAGGCCAAUGUCAAGCAGAGACCCUGAGCGUCACCAGUCAUGCUGGUCCUAUCGAACCUACCUCGAGCCAGAUUGCCCAUGCCAAUGAGUCUCCAGCUGCUAUUCACAACGAUCUCUGGUACAGGGCCUACAACAGCCUCAAGGAGGACCCGGAGAGGCUGAGGUAUAUAGAAGAAUAUGAAAAGCUUCUGAGUACUCUUUCGGAAGACGGCCUCGUUCAAACGUCCACGCCUGACAAUGGGAACGACCCCAUUCCUCCAGCAAUAUCCUUGGAUGAAUCCCGAUUGAGACUCGUCAUUGAAAAGGGGUUGGAGAAGACUGAAAGGAGCAAAACGCUGAUCGAGAAAUCAAACAAAGUCAAGGACGCAAUAGCCCCAAUUCGAGAGAUUCUUAACAUUCCCAUGAAGAAUUUGGAUCAGACUGCCUUACCUUGGGCGGUAGUUACCUCAAGCCUAGAUAUAUUGAUGAAACCAACAAAAUCCUUGACGAUUCUGUACGACGGAGUGAAUCAAGUCAACUCUAGAAUUCACUGGUAUUCCAAAAUUAUCGACAGCCUUCUUUCUCCAGACAACAACACUGUGACUCUAGAACAAAUCAGGGAGUUACUGGACACGAAGGCUCUCGAACUUUACCAGUCGCUUUUGUUCUAUCAGAUCAAAAGCGUUUGUUUCUAUUACCGUAACCAGUUCUUGGUCUUGUUACGCACAUUCGUUGACUUGGAUAAUUGGGAUGGUGAUUUGUCCGAGAUCACUGAUUCGGAAAAGGACUUUCGAGAUGAUCUUGAGGCAUACAAGCACGAACAGAUUCUGAACGAGAUCAGAACGCUGUCCGUUACAGUCCAGGGGCAGACUGAGACUAGAUUGGACAGAAAGUGCAUGCGUCACCUACGCGGAAUUGAUCCCCGCGCUGAGAUUCGUGACAUCGAAGAUCGAAGAGAAAUAUCCGUCAGGGAACUAUACGACUGGGUCCUCGAUAGCGAAGCUUUCAAAAGUUUCGUCGACUGGGACAAUCCGCAUUCUCCCAAUCUCUUGUGGAUCAAUGGACAGGCAGGAACUGGGAAGACAAUGCUGUCUGUGGGUCUCAUACAAGAGUUUCUUGCGCGUAAUCUGCCUGGCGUGCAUGACAAAGAAAUCAUCUACUUUUUCAUUCAGGAUACUGGCAAAGAGCUCAAUGAGGGCGUAGCAGUCUUGCGAGCUCUCAUGUGGCUCCUCCUCGUCCAAAACCCGGGCCUUGUACGAUACUUACGGCCUAGUUAUGAGGAGUCCGGGAGUGCACUUUUCAAUGACUGCAUGGCAUUCACCAGCCUGUUACCCAUUUUCGACGACAUGAUACAUGACAAUGAGCUCGGCCAGGUUAUUCUUAUGGUUGAUGCUCUGGACGAAUGUAUAGACGCGGGCGAAGAUGUCUUCCGGAUCAUAAGGACGCUAAUCCCUACAGAUGGGACAGCGUCGAAGAUCAAGAUACUCGUGACCAGUCGGCCUUUGCUCGCAAUCAAUGAGAAGAUGAGAAACUUGAGCGAUUGUCCCGAAACAGUUAUCAGACUUGACGACCAUUUACUUUCUGGGCCUAUAGACAUGUAUAUAGACCGGAAAAGGCCUGAUCUCGAGCGGAAGACGGGGGAUAUCGCCCUUGUUGACCGAACAGUCGAUAGACUGAAGAGUAACAAAGGAAGGACUUUUCUCUGGGUAUCCCUGGUCAUCAACCAGCUCAUUUCCUUGCCUGAAGCUUUCUGGGACGAAAUUCUCCACAGCAUUCCGAACCAACUCCACAAUCUAUACGAGUUCUUGCUCGAGAGAUUGAAGACAUUGGAUCCACCUCGCCGUUUCGAUUAUUGCAAAGACGUACUAAUUGUGGUCAUGCUUGCCUGUCGGCCUCUAACACUAGGCGAACUAGAACUGCUUGCCAAACUGCCAAAAGGUCUGGUGAAAUACGUUGUUCAGGAUUGCAGUUCUUUUUUGGUAAUCCAGCGCGAUAUCGUCUUUCUGAUUCAUCAAUCAGCACAAGACUAUCUGCGCGAAAAUCGUUUGCGACUUAGACAAGGGUCUCUUGAAGAGCUACAUCAUGAAAUCUUUGAGCAAUCCUUAGAUGGCAUGAAUGAUUGCCUGGAGCGAAACAUGUACAAGCUACCCAAUCACGGUGUGCUGACUGAAGAGGUGCAAGUGCCAGUUUCGAAUCCAUUGGAUCCAGUUCAAUAUUCCUGUCAUUACUGGGUCUAUCAUUUUAAACAUGGUGGCCUGCGGGUUUCUGAUCUCGACGGUAUCUACAUGUUUCUCCGCCGACACUUUUUACAUUGGCUGGAGGCAUUGAAUUUGCGGGGAACCAUACCGCAUGCCAUGGAUUUGAUCAGCACUUUAGUUCCCAUGCUUACGGUAUGCUGGCCUUCCGAUAUCAUUUAA
This is a messenger RNA of Aspergillus melleus, 2493 nucleotides long. RefSeq lists its product as uncharacterized. Bases 1 to 2493 code for a protein of 830 amino acids. The record is from RefSeq and is a predicted model, not a curated record. The transcript has 2 exons. Lineage: Eukaryota; Fungi; Ascomycota; Eurotiomycetes; Eurotiales; Aspergillaceae.